AAUGACUGCUAAUAAUGGAUUCGGUAAGCUGUAGUAACAAUAACUGCCAUUGCAUUUGGUAAGCUGUAUUAAUAAUGACUGGUUUAGGCAGGUAAUCAUUGACCAAGGUUAUUGGGCGUACAAGGAAAUCUGUUCCGUGUGUUUCGUGGGAACUAUGGCUGUGAAAGCUCCGCUUUUAAGCGAGAUUCAAGAGCUAUCUGGACCGGCAGGCGAGAUAAAAUUGUACCUUUCUGAGACGUCGAGGCGAUUCGUACAAUGGGUUCCGUCUGGAAGGGUAUUGCUGCAAUUACCCUGCGCUAGAGAAUCGCGAGAAUGGGUGAACGAACAAGAAUGGACAAUCACUUCCCAUGAGCGUCACUUACGAUCACCCUGGGAUGUCUCCAUUUUCAGAGUUCCGAACUUCCUCAAACAAUCAACAAAACGAGGAGCCUAUGUUCCUAAAAUCGUUUCCUUGGGUCCUUACCAUCACAGUAAUGAACACCCUUUUCCAAUGGACAAGCAUAAAGGAAGAGCCCUUCGUAGAAUGAUGGCGAGGUUCAAUAUUAACCACGCCAAGGAUCCAACUGAUAAGGAAUUCUUCUUUUCUGCAAAAGAUGAGAUCUUAAAGCUGGAGGACAAAAUUAGGAAGACCUACGAAGAAAAAAUCGAGUGCGAUGCAGAGAUCCUGGCCUUGAUGCUAAUUGAGGACGGUUGCUUCAUUCUGGAAAUAUUGAGGACUCUGGGUGGUGAAAUAUUCCCUGUAAUGGAAUCGGGUAAUUGCUAUGAACCUAUUUUUGAGAGAAACAAGAUUGAUUAUACCGGAUUUGAUAUACUGACUGACAUUUUGAUGCUUGAAAAUCAAAUCCCCUUGAUCGUUCUCCGAAAGCUGCUUGAAUUGGAGCUCAACCGACUAGAUAAAGUCGGGACAAAGCUUUUCAGAGUGCUAGUGAAAUCUCCAAGUUCAAAAUUCUACCCUUUCAAAUACGAUGUUGAUACCUGGUCCUGGCCGCAGCAGCAAUUUUCGCAUCCACAGGUGCAAGAGCAACAGGUAGCAGAUGAAGAACAAGCUCAUCAUCUACUGGCUUUGUUGCACGCCCUCAUUGUGUCUCCACAUCAUCUUGAUCUUGAUCAUGCAUAUCACACCGAACCAGGCACCCCGAACAGAGCCUCGAAUGCUGUGAGACGCAUCCCCCGUGCAGUGGAGUUAAGAAAUGCUGGGAUCAAAUUUGAGAGCUCACUUGGAGGCAUCAAAGAGAUUAAAUUUGAGCAGAAGAGUGGCACCAUUUAUCUUCCUCCCAUCCAAAUCACAGAUUACACAGAGGUGCUUUUCCGUAACCUAAUCGCUCUUGAGCUGUGCAAGGCAUCUGAAAUCAAUUACGUGACGUGCUACCUGAGUUUGAUGGACCAGUUGAUCGACUCAGAAGAAGACGUGGGUCUUCUCAGGAAAAGUGAGAUCGUCACAAACUAUCUUGGGAGUGAUGCAGCGGUUGCCGAGCUCCUUAAUGCUCUAUGCAAUGGAGUCACCCUCAGUCAGACAGAUGCCUUCCAGGAAUUGAAAGGACAAGUGUAUAAGCACUACAAAAGUAAAUUCAAGGUAUGGCUCGCAGAGCUUGUGAAGGAACAUUUCUCAUCGCCUUGGACAACUUUAGCUUUGGCCGGGGCAAUUCUUGCACUGUUGCUCACAGCUCUGCAAACUAUCUUCACAAUAAUCUCAGUACUAUAUAAGUAAUCCCUCAGCUGUUUGUUUAAUUUUUCCAAUUGGCCUCGUUAUCGUUGUGAUUAUGAUGGUGAUAGGAUAGGGAGCUCAUCUAUAGUGAUUUUUAUCCUAGUGUAUCCUGUUGGCUGUAGCAAGUAGUAAACUGUUGAGGAUGAAUUCAGUAGACCAGGCACUUGAAUACUGUUUAAGCUAAGUAUUUUGGAGUUGCUUCCAUAUCUUACAUGUAUUUUUCUUCAUCAAAGAAGAGAAGCAAGUUUCAGAAAUACCCAAAGCAGUUGGGAAUUGGGAAACAUUGAGCUUUUUGUUUUGUUUCCAUUUUUCAUGCUUCUCGUUGGAAAUAAUGUUUGUUUCUACAACUUAUUGCUUGUUCCUUCAUGGAGCAUUAAAUAUAAUAGCUGCUCCACCAUCA
Messenger RNA from Cryptomeria japonica (Japanese cedar), 2105 nucleotides. RefSeq names its product putative UPF0481 protein At3g02645. The record is from RefSeq and is a predicted model, not a curated record. Bases 155 to 1708 code for a protein of 517 amino acids. The transcript has a single exon. Lineage: Eukaryota; Viridiplantae; Streptophyta; Pinopsida; Cupressales; Cupressaceae.